AUGGCAGAAAAUGAAGACGUGGUGGUCUUGGAAAAUGAUACCUUGGCCGAGGACGAUGUACAGGACUGGAGUGCGCUCAAUGCGGGCGUCUUGAAAAUCGCCGAUGAGGCACUUCCGAAGAGAGAAGGGAAGUUUUUUGAUCAGGAUGGGUCAAAUACCCAGAUGGAGCGAUUAUCUGAUGCGCGCAACCAGAUGUAUUUUGCCCUUCUGCAUAUCAGAGGCCACCACGUGAAACUGACCUUGCGGGCGGUGUGGUGUCCGUCUCGAAUGAUGGCUUUGGUGCCUCAUGCCAAGGGAAGUUUUUUCAAGGACGUGGGUGUUGCGCAUACGUAUAAGCGGAAAAAGAAAGCUCAAGGUAUGUGGUUGUCACCAUUUGAAGUGGUUUAUUUGGUCGAGAGGGGUUCUCUUGUAGUUUAUUUGGGAGAUGAUUCUGUCGAAACAUUCCUCGAAAACGAGGAUCUGGCCCUCGACUAUGAACCUUUGAAGAAACUACCUUUGAGCCAUUUGUACGCUUUAGCUCUAGCGCUGGAUCUAGAUCUCGUGGACCAGUAUGAGACAUAUGCUUUGUUGAAGCGACUAGGGUAUCUUAUUCUAGAACGGAAGGUUGAAGUGAAACAUGAAGUUGUGCCUACUGCAAAACCAAAAGCUAGCCUUUGGGAACGGAUCUAUUUAUCGUUGACUCUGACGGCUACUCUGUUGUUCUCUCGACUCUACAGUGCAUUAUAUUUUGGUAGAGUGCAUUUCUUUAGUUUCACACUGGUAUACCAACUGCUCCGGCUCAUCUCGACAUACACGCCUGGUCCUCAAGAAAUGAGUAUGCUGCCGCCAUUGGAUCACCGGUAUCGCAUUAUGUUUGACGUCUGGAAACCAUCGCCAGGCUUCAGCAAAAAAAACCCACCGGUUCCUGAUUUCCAAGUGAGCGUUGUCAAUGUGAGUCGAGUUCCUUUCCCUUCAAUCUCAGUCAUCAAAGCCAUGUGGGGCCAGGUAAAACGCAGGCCGACUAAUGUGGAUACGUCUAAGUCUAGCAUCAAACCCAAGCAGAGCAGCAAGUUCGUAUCGAAGCGGGACGAACGUUUGAAACGGAAAGCUGAAAGAGAUUCAAAACUUGAUCCUGCCAUCAGAAGCCGGAACGACUACCUUGCCAAAAAAGAGAAGUUGCUCAAGGGCGGAUCUACUGGCACCCAGGUUGUCCUCGCGGCGGUGGAUACGGGCGUCAUCAAUUUCAGCAUAUUUAACGAGACUGAGUUCUCUCUCAAAUCGGACGCAACAAUUGCCGAUUUGAAUUGCUUGGAAUCGCGAGCUGACCAUGGUAUCGUCUGGAACGAGAAAGUGGUACCAUUGAAUAAGUCAUAG
Messenger RNA from Australozyma saopauloensis, 1353 nucleotides. RefSeq names its product tRNA splicing endonuclease subunit. NCBI's taxonomy places the organism in Eukaryota, Fungi, Ascomycota, Pichiomycetes, Serinales, Metschnikowiaceae. Bases 1 to 1353 code for a protein of 450 amino acids. Gene Ontology annotation, biological process: tRNA-type intron splice site recognition and cleavage. The transcript has a single exon. Gene Ontology annotation, cellular component: tRNA-intron endonuclease complex. The record is from RefSeq and is a predicted model, not a curated record.